Messenger RNA from Diaporthe citri, 501 nucleotides. RefSeq lists its product as uncharacterized. NCBI's taxonomy places the organism in Eukaryota, Fungi, Ascomycota, Sordariomycetes, Diaporthales, Diaporthaceae. The transcript has a single exon. The coding region runs from base 1 to 501 and encodes 166 amino acids. The record is from RefSeq and is a predicted model, not a curated record.
AUGAGCACAAAGGAAGACUCGGAUAUUCCCACUUUUCAUCACGAACCUCUGCAAGACCCACGCAACUACAUCGGGCUGCUCCAGGUCCUCCUCGUUGAUGAUGCGCAAGCCAUUGAAGGCAUCGAGGUUCACUGCCAACUCACUGCGCGACGCUUCAAUCCCAAAAAGAAAUCGCCAAUCCUCUUCAACACUGUGCGUGAGGAGGCCACGCCCUCGUACCAUGCGAUUUCCUAUGUCUGGGGCAGCCUAGGCGACACAGUGACGAUCCUCGUCAACGACCGGCGGAUGCGAGUCCGGCGGAACUGCGAGUAUGCUCCUAAGCAGUCGGCUUGUUACGGUGGCGCUCGCUACAGCUGGUGCGACGCUAUCUGCAUAGACCAGACGAACGACGAUGAAAAGGGCCACCACGUCUACAUGAUGGGGGACAUCUAUCGGAAUGCGCAGAUUGUUCUCUUGUUCUCGCAUGCGUCGGACCACACGCGCACGGUAGCCCGGUCCUAA